Molecule: messenger RNA, 843 nt
Organism: Dermacentor silvarum
Lineage: Eukaryota; Metazoa; Arthropoda; Arachnida; Ixodida; Ixodidae
Exons: 1
Coding region: 1-843 (280 amino acids)
Source: RefSeq, a predicted model, not a curated record
AUGGACACCACACCCAACAGCGACGUCACACCGAAUCCCAUGGUACCCGAACCUGUCGUCGCUACUCUCAAGCUACCGGAGUUUUGGCAGUCGGACUCAGAACUCUGGUUUCUGAGCGUCGAGCCUCUCUUCCGACGACAUCGACUAACAUCGCAAACAGCAAGGUACGGCUACGUCAUCGGAGCUUUACCACCUGCUGUCAUCGCCAUCGUAAGGGACAUUCUGCGCUCUCCGCCUCCUGACACACUCUACGACACUCUUAAAACAGAGCUUAUACGCCGGACAACCGAGUCGGAACAGCGUAGGCUGCAGCAGCUACUCACCGCGGAGGAGCUCGGUGACCGAAAGCCCACGGAGCUUCUGCGUCGCAUGCGGCAUCUGAUUGGGGACCGGUCUGCUGCAUUGGACGCAUACAUUCUACGCGAGCUCUUCCUACAGCGACUGCCACACCAGGUGCGGAUGAUCUUGAGCGUGUCCUCAACAGAAACCCUCGACUCACUGGCACAAAUGGCCGACAAAAUUAUGGAUGUCGGCACCCCGGCCAUAUCUGGAAUCGAGAGACAACGUGACUCUUCCCCCUUUGCGCCGGUCCGCGACGACCGCUUGGACCGUCUCCUUCAAGCUAACGAGGAGCUCAACUGCAAAGUGGACCAGCUGGCCGCUGAACUCAGCUCGCUCAAAGCAGACCACCGAGGCAGUGCGUCACGACAGCGACACCAAAGCCGCGACAGAUCACCAAGUCUGCCUCGAAGCGUCUGCUGGUACCACCGCCGAUACGGAGCACGCGCUCGUCAGUGCAAUCAGCCAUGCCAGUUUGCGGGAAACGCACGGGCCACGCACUGA